UCUCCGUCUCUGGCGCUCACUUCUUUCAAGUUUCUUCCUCUUCUCUCUCCCUUCUCUCUCUCGAGCCUUGCGUCUCUGUAGAGAGAUUUAUUAUAAUUAAAUAUCAAAAAUAAAGAAAAUAAAAGAAGAAUCGAAUUCGAAUCUUACCUGAAACUAGCAGCAAAAGUUUUUACGCCACCCAAGCUCUCGCCGUUAUCCGCCAAUUUCCAUCACCAUGACGGUGUUCUACGGCAGGCAGGUGGUUCCGGUGGACUACGAGGCUGAGGUCUCGCAGCGGCUGCUUGAAGCUUCUUUGUCUGGCGAUCUACAAUUGGCUCUAGAGUGCAUCGCGGAUAGAUGCGUCGACGUCAACUUUGUUGGUGCCGUUUCUUUGAGAUGUAAAAAGAGUGAAGUCGUUUUGCGUGAUGAAUCGCCGAAUGAAGUUUGUGUCGACUAUGAGGAGUUUAAAACUGACGUUACGGCUUUGUUCGUCGCCGUUCAUGUUGGAAAUUUGGCUCUCGUUAAGAUAUUGCUGGGCGUAGGUGCUGACGUGAACCAGAAACUCUUCAGGGGCUUCGCCACAACAGCAGCAGUGAGGCAGGGCUACCUAGAGAUUUUGAAGAUUUUACUGAAAGCUGGGGCAUCUCAGCCAGCUUGCGAGGAGGCUUUACUUGAAGCGAGCUGUCAUGGGCAGGCAAGACUGGUGGAACUGCUCAUGGGCUCGGAUUUAAUUAGGCCCAAUGUUGCCGUCCAUGCACUUGUCACUGCAUGCUGCAGGGGAUUUCUGGACGUUGUAGAGAUACUCACAAAAUGUGGCGUGGACAUCAAUUCAACUGAUAGAUCGUUGCUUCUGUCAUCAAAGCCUUCUUUGUACACAAAUGCUGACUGCACUGCACUUGUUGCUGCUGUUGUCAGUAGGCAGGUUGCUGUUGUUCGAAUGUUGAUAAAGGAUGGUGCCAGGACAGACCUCAAAGUAAGACUAGGAGCAUGGUCAUGGGACACAAAUACUGGUGAAGAAUUUAAAGUGGGUGCAGGACUAGCUGAGCCCUAUGGCAUUGCCUGGUGUGCGGUUGAGUAUUUUGAAAUUACCGGUACUAUAUUGCGCAUGCUGCUCCAAUAUCAUUCCCCCAAUGCUCCUCACCACGGAAGAACACUCCUCCAUCAUGCGAUUCUCUGUGGUAAUGUUGGAGCAGUUAAUGUGCUCUUGAGCAAUGGUGCCAACGUAGAGUCUCCUGUCAAAACUCGGAAAACUGAGUUCCAACCUAUACACAUGGCUGCUCGUUUAGGCCUAUCAUCAAUCCUUCAAUGUCUAAUAGACUCGGGUUGUGAUAUAAACUCCCAGACAGAUACUGGUGACACAGCUUUGAUGAUAAGUGCAAAAUACAACCAUGGAGAAUGUCUGAGAGUAUUGGCAAUGGCUGGAGUCGAUUUUGGUUUGGUUAAUGUUUCCGGUCAAUCUGCUUGUUCACUUACUGCAAGAAACCGGUGGAGCCUUGGUUUUCAACAAACGGUGCUCGGUGUUAUUAGAGGUGGAAAGAUACCCACAUCAAGUGAUAUUUCUGUGUUUUCUCCUCUAAUCUUUGCGGCUGAAGCUGGUGAUAUAGAGGCCCUAAAAGUGUUGAUCAACCGGGGAGAGAUUUAUCUUGAUUAUCAAGAUGAUAAUGGUUUCUCAGCAGUUAUGUAUACUGCAUUAAAGGGUCAUGUUGAAGCAUUUCGGUUGCUGGUCUAUGCAGGGGCUGAUGUAAAGCUAUGUAAUAAAGCUGGUGAAACUUCAAUCACUUUGUCUAAAUUAAACCAGAACCACGAUCAAUUUGAGAAAGUGAUGCUCGAAUUUGCACUUGAAAAGGGCAACCGCAAUGCAGGAGGGUUCUAUGCAUUACAUUGUGCAGCUCGUCGUGGAGACUUGGACGCUGUCAAAUUGUUGACAAGCAGAGGUUAUGACGUGAAUCUCCCUGAUGGGGAUGGCUACACCCCUCUCAUGUUAGCAGCAAGGGAAGGCCAUAGGUCUAUGUGCGAACUCUUGAUCUCAAGUGGGGCCGAGUGCGAAUAUAAGAACAUAAAAGGCGAAACAGCACUCUCUCUUGCAAGAAUAUAUGCUGGCAUGAAAAGUGAUGUGGAAAAUGUUAUACUAGAUGAACUUGCUCGCAAGCUUGUUUUAGGAGGUUCUCGUGUACUGAAGCACACAAAGAGGGGCAAAGGAAAACCACAUGAGAAGGAGAUAAUAAUGGUUAAAAUGACGGGAGUAUUCCGAUGGGGGAAGUCAAGUCGGAGGAAUGUCAUAUGCAGAGAAGCUGAGGUAGGGCCCAGCCCGUCCUUCAGGAAGAAUAGAAAGAACAAAAUCGAUGCAGAUAUGCCUGGACUUUUCCGGGUAUUGACUUCCAAGAAAAAGGAGUUGCAUUUUGUAUGCAAUGGUGGGGUUGAAAUGGCGGAGCUGUGGGUCAGAGGUAUUAAACUUGUGACAAGAAUGGCUAAUCGCGCUUAAAGAAAGGCUGGUGGCAUGAAUUGUGAUGUCUUGUUUAGAAAGUACAUCCAGGGAGUACUUCAUCUCGAAGUAGUUUUAACUGUGACUUUCAUUGUAAAGGUUUUGAUCUCGGUAGCUGUAAAUCCUUUUUUCACAUCUCAAGUAAAUUCAGUAGCCCCAUUUAACCCAAAAA
Jatropha curcas is the source of this 2633-nucleotide messenger RNA. Its product is annotated as ankyrin. Lineage: Eukaryota; Viridiplantae; Streptophyta; Magnoliopsida; Malpighiales; Euphorbiaceae. Gene Ontology annotation, molecular function: protein binding. The record is from RefSeq and is a predicted model, not a curated record.